This is a messenger RNA of Leishmania mexicana MHOM/GT/2001/U1103, 1230 nucleotides long. RefSeq lists its product as hypothetical. The record is from RefSeq and is a predicted model, not a curated record. The transcript has a single exon. Gene Ontology annotation, biological process: regulation of actin filament polymerization. Gene Ontology annotation, cellular component: cortical actin cytoskeleton; actin filament; plasma membrane. Bases 1 to 1230 code for a protein of 409 amino acids. Lineage: Eukaryota; Euglenozoa; Kinetoplastea; Trypanosomatida; Trypanosomatidae. Gene Ontology annotation, molecular function: actin filament binding.
AUGCCCAAGGUCGUGUGCGUGUGGCGCGGCUCGGACGAGAUCGACAACGCUAUCGAGCGCCUCGACGAAGCGAAGGUACAGCUGUUGUAUUCGAAGUUCCCUGUAGGCUCGGGCACCUUCAAGCGCAACAAGUUUAUCUACGUACAGUAUAUUGGCCCCAAGUGCAGCAUUGUGAAGCGCGGCCAGGGCAUCAAUGAGAUCACCAACUUUACGACAAACAACAUUUGCGGCGUCCCUGGCUUCUCAACGACCGACAAGGCGUCUCUCUCUUUUGAGUCCCUUGUGCGGCACAUGCGCGACACCUUCGUCAUGGACAGCGGCAACUUCUCCAUGGAGCAGAUCCGCGAGGAGUACCGCGAGCGACUAGCAACAGAACAGAUGAUGAUGCAUCAGGAGCGUGAGCAGGCGGCAGUAGUGGCCGCCACGGCAAAGCGAGGACGUCGCAACACAGCACCAAGCGUUCGAUUGGCGCCGAAGCCGGUUCCGCCGCCGAUGGCGAAGGAGGAGCGUCCGAGCAGCCCGGUCGAGGUGUCGGUGCAGACGAACCGCGUCAUGACGUCUCUGCGCCAGGACAACGGCUUCAUUAACUGGGUCGUUUUUGAGUCGAAUUUGGAGGUACUGACGGUGCGUGCCUACGGCGAGCAUGGCAUCUUUGAGAUGGUGCAGAAUCUGCCUGAUGAGGAGUGGCUCUUCGGGCUCUUUCGCAUCUCCUUUUCCAACGGCGAAGUCCAUCAGCGCCGAAUGAUUUUCUUCCAGUGGAUCGGUAGUAGUUUGAAGGCGAUGCGCGGUGGUAGUCACGCCGGGGUUUACCCAGCAAUGGCAAAGGCCCUCUCCCCCUUCAACUACGAGAUUUACCUCGUUGGCCGGCAAGACCUGAACCCGAAGGCCAUUAUCGCAAAGUCGAAGAGCGCCUUCCGUACCUCGGCAGACAGGAAGAUUGGUGUAGCGCGGGAUUUCAUGAUAGACAGCACUGUUUUUACAGAAGAAAACUACCGUCAAUCACUCGUUGAGGAGCAGGCGAACGCGGAGGCGUUCGAGGAGCGUCCAAAGAAGACGCAUCGACUCACCAUGCCAAUCAUUCCUGACGGCACGGAGCAGAACUCAGCGAGCCUGGCCACAACCAUGAAGGCCGACAGCCCAGCGGCGCAGAGUUUCUCCAUUGAAGAGACAAUCGAUCUGGUGCAGGCGAAGGAGGGGGGACUCGUGUGGGCCAUUUUUGAGGUCCUCUAG